Juglans microcarpa x Juglans regia is the source of this 1368-nucleotide messenger RNA. RefSeq names its product probable F-box protein At2g36090. The record is from RefSeq and is a predicted model, not a curated record. Gene Ontology annotation, molecular function: protein binding. Bases 133 to 1281 code for a protein of 382 amino acids. NCBI's taxonomy places the organism in Eukaryota, Viridiplantae, Streptophyta, Magnoliopsida, Fagales, Juglandaceae. The transcript has a single exon.
AGUCUGCACUGAAGUUGGGGCAGCCUCGUGAUUCAUGAGAACUGAGGAGACAUUCAGUUCACAACAAAAUACCAGUCUUUUCAGUCUCUCACUCCUAGGUACGUAGGUUCCAACUUCCUACAUAAACCCUUCAUGUCUACGAUCACUACCCAUGUUUCCUUCCAUUCUCCUGUCUUUCCAUUUCCUACCAAAUCUUGUGUCCGGAAAACGGUGUAUUGUGCAUAUAUGGCUACCUCGUCCACUUUUACACCACCCAUUCACUCCACCACCACCGUCGAUGACUGCGGCACCACCACACUCUCCGCCGUCCAUCCGGAUAUUAUUCAGACUAAUAUCUUAACUCGCCUCGACGGGCCCACCCUAGCCUCCGCUGCCUGCACAUCCUCCCAGCUCUAUGCCCUCUCUUCCGAAGAAAACCUUUGGACAAAUAUCUGCAACUCCACCUGGCCUUCAACCAAAACGCUGCGUCUCCUUCAAGUCAUCUCCACGUUCCCCAACGGGUCCCGCUCCUUCUUCUCCGACUCCUUUCCUCUCCUCACCAAUUCGGACUCCACCCCUGCCGCUAAUUAUUCCUCGCUUAAUCCCAAGUACCAUCCGACCGAACUCGUCUCCGCCAUCGAUGUUUACUACAAAGGAAAGGUUGUUUUCUGCAAGGUCAUCGAGACCGAGACCGUGACCGAAUGGUUCCAGCGCUCGCCUUUUCGGCUCGAUCUUCUGGACCCGAAAGACGUCGUCCCAACGCCGAUAAGGUUCAACGGCGGUGAGGAAAUCUGUCGUGAGCUUGCGGAUGACCUUACGCUUAGCUGGAUUCUGAUCGACCCGAACGGACGGCGGGCGGUGAACCUCUCGAGCCACAAGGCGGUCUCGGUGGAGCGGCACUGGCUGAGCGGAGACGUGCACAUACGGUUCGUGACAAUCCUGGCCGGUAAAAGAGGCACCGCCUCGGAGUUGGUGCAGUGCGGGAUUGUGGUAACAUGCGGUGGGUCCGAGGGAGGGGAACUGCUGGUGAGGGAGGUGAGCUUGCAGGUGGAGGACAUGGAUGCGAUGCAUUUGAAUGGGAAGGACAGUUUGGUAAUAUUGAAGAGGAGUUUAGAGGGCGCAAAGGUAAGAAGGGGAAGGAGGGAAUUAGACGAAGGAAGGAAAAGAUACCAAGAGUAUUUGGAGAGGAAGAAGGAGAGGAAAGAGAGAAGGUUGAGGACUGAAGGGGCAUUAGACAUGUUGUGUAUGGCAUUUGGGGUCUUGGUAUUUUCCGGCUUCUGGUUGUAUGUCUUGUGCAGAUAAAGUAAACAUUCCUGAUUCCUCGUAUCUAUUAAAAUUGUGAAAAACGAGUAGAAUGCGAAGAAAAUGAGUUAUUUUGUUGUUGUGAAA